Messenger RNA from Lontra canadensis (Northern American river otter), 1516 nucleotides. It is a transcript of the gene TSPAN11, whose product is annotated as tetraspanin 11. The record is from RefSeq and is a predicted model, not a curated record. Gene Ontology annotation, cellular component: membrane. NCBI's taxonomy places the organism in Eukaryota, Metazoa, Chordata, Mammalia, Carnivora, Mustelidae. The transcript has 8 exons. Bases 381 to 1142 code for a protein of 253 amino acids.
CGCCCCUCCCCUCCCCGCAGGGAUCCCGGGCAACCACACAGCUGCCCCUAACUCCGACUUAAUUGGCUUUGCGAGCUCCGAAUUGAAGAGAGGCCAACUCCCGAACAAAGACGCGGCCCAGCUCGGGCUUCUGGGCGAGGCCGGCCGGCUGGGAGGAACGGAGCCUGGGGAUCGGAGGGGGGCGAGCCGAGAGGGUGGGCGCUCGGGAAGCGGGGCGGGGCGGACGGGCAGGAAGUGCCGGGGCGCUGGGCUGCAGCCGGGCGGCCCGCACCCCGACCCUGUCCCGCUGGGAGGGCCCGGAGCACCGCCGCGCCUCCCGAGGCUUCGGCUCCCGUCGCUGCGUGCGGACACCCCGCGGCCCGCGGCCGGGCCCAGCAACCAUGGCCCAUUACAAAGCAGAGCAGGAUGACUGGCUGAUUGUCUACCUGAAGUAUUUACUCUUCGUCUUUAACUUCUUCUUCUGGGUGGGCGGGGCGGCCGUCAUGGCCGUGGGCAUCUGGACCCUGGUAGAGAAGAGCGGCUACCUCAGUGUCCUGGCCUCCAGCACCUUCGCUGCGUCCGCCUACAUCCUCAUCUUCGCCGGGGCUCUGGUCAUGGUGACAGGCUUCCUGGGCUUCGGCGCCAUCAUCCGGGAGGACAGGAGCUGCCUCUCCACGUAUUUCUGCCUGUUGCUGGUGAUCUUCCUGGUUGAGCUGGUGGCGGGGGUCCUGGCCCACCUGUACUACCAAAGGCUCAGUGACGAACUAAAGCAGCACCUGGCCCGGACUCUGGCCGAGAACUACAGGCAGCCCGGAUCCGCGGACAUUACAAUGUCCGUAGACCGUCUCCAGCAGGACUUCAAGUGCUGUGGGAGUAACAGCUCUGCCGACUGGCAGCACAGCACCUACAUCCUGUCUCAGGAGGCCGAGGGCCGCCAGGUGCCGGACAGCUGCUGCAAGACAGUGGUGACACGCUGUGGCCAGCGGGCCCAUCCCUCCAACAUCUACAAGGUGGAGGGAGGCUGCAUCACGAAGCUAGAACAGUUCCUGGCUGACCACCUGCUGCUCAUGGGGGCAGUGGGCAUCGGGGUGGCCUGUCUGCAGAUCUGCGGGAUGGUUCUUACCUGCUGCCUACACCAGAGGCUCCAGCUGCAUUUUUACUAACCGCCAACUGCUUCCCCCUCUGACGGCCCUUCCCAAGGACAGGGGCCGAGAUCCCACCCUCCAGGCCUGCGGAGUCAGCCUCAGCUUGCCCAGAAACUCCCAGAAACAGCCCCUCCGCUUUGCCAAGCCCCUUUGGACCUACCAAGUGCCCAAGACCCUGACCGCUGUGGUUCUCCCCGCCAGACCAGGGUCCCUAGGCUCCCUCCCUCCACUUCCACAUGCUCACUGCCAGGAUCCCCGAGCGGGGAACCCAUCCAUCAGUGCCCCUCCCCUCACCAGCCGUGGGGGGGUCCGUGGACUACAGGAGGGUGAGAAUCAGAGCCUCUGCUCCCUCCCAGCUCCGGAAACUGGAAUGAAGGUCCGAAGACUCCAGC